AUGAACAAACUCAUCAUUGAUGGACUCUUUGAUUAUAACACAGCACUUGUUAAAGGUUUUCCCUCUGUUUUUGACCUGUAUGAGAAUGAGAAUACAAGCAUGCCAGGAUUUAAGAAGGAAAUACUGAAAAAAUUGCCAGCACCUGAACUUUUCUAUGUUACCAGGAGUGAAAAUAGCUUACAAUUUAUGGAAACUGUUCGGGAACAAUCGGAUGGUGUACCUGUUUAUUUAUUUAUUCCAAUGUAUGAUUCGAAAAAUAGGACACAAAAGUUUGAUAGAUUGCAAAAAACAAUUUUUGACAAGAUGCCAAUUAGUUGGAUUGAAGUUAGUACUGGAAUGAUUUGUGAUUUGAUGGAGAGUAGGAAAUUGAGAGAGAAAAUAUUGGAAAAGUUGAAAAAUGAGUUUGGAUUUAUUGAGGAAAGUUUACAAAAAGUUCAACAUGAAUCUGGAGUUAUUCUAGCUCAAGGAAAGGACUUUGUAAUUAAAACUUUGAGUACUUCUGAAGAAGCAGUUGAAAUUGCAGAAACUUACUAUGAAGCAUUCUAUGGUGAAGAAUUACCAAAAGAUGCAAGUCAAUUAUAUGCUCAAUAUGUGUUGAAAUCAGAAGUUUAUGAAUGGGUCAUUGUUAAAAAGGAUGGAAGAGUUGUUGCAUGUGGUCAACUCAUUAAGGGAAGGGAAAUAUCCUCAUUAUUUUCCAUUACAACAAGACCAGAUUAUCAGGGUCAGGGCUUUGCUUCAUUGGUGGUUACUCUACUUUUAGAAAUUGCUCUACUCAAUAAUUACAAAUAUUGUGUAUUGCAUGCAACAAUGGAUGGCAGACCAAUUUAUGAAAAGAUUGGUUUCGAACAUAGGUUUGAUAUUCAAGUUAUUGGAACAAGGAAGGAUUUCAACUCUGUUGUUAACAAGGUUGAGAAUUGGUUUGGAAUAUAUGACAUUGACUAUAAGCAUCAUCACCCAGUUCAAUAUUAUGGCAAAAUGAUUGGUUCUGCAUUAUUAGGUGUUGGUUUAACAGGUUUGUUAGGCUAUUCACUUGUUAAAUAUUUCAAAUAA
This is a messenger RNA of Naegleria gruberi, 1050 nucleotides long. Its product is annotated as GCN5-related N-acetyltransferase. The record is from RefSeq and is a predicted model, not a curated record. NCBI's taxonomy places the organism in Eukaryota, Heterolobosea, Eutetramitea, Acrasida, Naegleriidae. The transcript has a single exon. Bases 1 to 1050 code for a protein of 349 amino acids. Gene Ontology annotation, molecular function: acyltransferase activity, transferring groups other than amino-acyl groups.